AUGGUUCCAUUAUCAAAUAUGAAGGAUAUUCAAAAUCUAUAUCCAGACUCUCGUGUAACAUUAUUAUCAUCAACAAGUUCAUUACAAUUUUUAAAUAUUCGUGUUAGUAAACGUCUCAAUCGUUAUCGUUUAUUACAACGUCAAUGGUAUAAAUUACAAUCACCUAUUCAAAAUAAACCCUUAUCAACUUCAAAUAUUCAAUUUCGAUUGCCUAUGUCUGAUAUAAAACCACUUCGACAAGAACAGAAUACAGAAAAAAUCGUUUGUGAUAUAAAAGAUUGUUCUAUUCCAUUAGAAAAAACAAUAAUAAAAGGAAGUAAAGAAAAAACUUUUUCCGAAUUUGAAUUCUUACGUUCACAAAUACCUCAAGAUUUGUUACAAUUACGAAAAGGAAUUAAUAUACAACAGAAAAAAAUUCCCGAAAUUACAUCUUUAAAGAUAAAUAAUAAAUUAUCUCGAGCAAUGACAUUUAUCAAUACUUCAAUUACUGAAGAAGAAGAUAAUAAUAUCAAAUCACUUGAUUAUGCUCAAAGAGCUGAUCGUCGAAUACAUUCAGCAACGUCUUCACAAAAUGAUAAUAAAUGUCUUAUUCGAAGUAAUUCACCAAAUAUCUUUUUACCAAAUUCAAAACGACAAGAAAAAAUCCAACAACAAAUUAAUAAUAAACCAUCGAAUAUUUACCGUUGUCGUGUUUAUCAAUCAUUUAUUUCUGAUUCUCCUAUUCAAAGUAUACCUUCAACAAAAGUAAUACUUAAUAAACAAUCAAAAAUAAAUUUAAAACAACCGCAACGAUUGAAUUUACCUCUACCAUUAACUAAUGUUAAACAAGUAGACGAAAUACAACCAUCAACUAUUAAACAAGAAACAACGACAUGUUUUUAUACAUAUGCUACAUCAACUUCAUCAAUAAUGCCAUCAUCUAUGAAACUCAAUCGAAAUACUUCAUUACUAUCAAUACUUCUUACACCAAUUUCUUGUCUUGGUAUUCAAGAACAACAUGAAACAUAUGUUAAGAAAUCAAAAAUUAAUAGCUAUAGUUUACUUAAUUAUGAAAAAGUACAGAAUCAUUUACCAAAACCAAUUAUAUCAUUCUAUUCCGAAAAGAAUCAUGAUGGUUUUAGAAUUUUAUCUACACAAUUAGAUCGUAUACGCGAAACAAUGCCUAAUUCAAAUGUUUAUAAUAAUUAUAUACGGACUUGUUAA
Adineta steineri is the source of this 1203-nucleotide messenger RNA. NCBI's taxonomy places the organism in Eukaryota, Metazoa, Rotifera, Eurotatoria, Adinetida, Adinetidae. The record is from the annotation of a GenBank genome assembly.